Messenger RNA from Musca vetustissima, 1469 nucleotides. RefSeq names its product venom serine carboxypeptidase-like. The transcript has a single exon. The coding region runs from base 1 to 1458 and encodes 485 amino acids. NCBI's taxonomy places the organism in Eukaryota, Metazoa, Arthropoda, Insecta, Diptera, Muscidae. Gene Ontology annotation, biological process: proteolysis. The record is from RefSeq and is a predicted model, not a curated record. Gene Ontology annotation, molecular function: serine-type carboxypeptidase activity.
AUGAAAAGUGCAAAUCACCAUUUAUUGGUAGGUUUGUUGUUGUUGGCUGUGGGGUUAUGCGAUGCAAUCGAUCAGAAGCGCCCCCAUUAUCGUAAAAGUUUCAUUAACCCUUAUCCGAGAUUUCGUGAAUUUGUAGACGGGGGAAAUCCCGGUGAACCUCUUUUCCUAACUCCCCUAAUUAACAACGGAUCUAUACCGAAAUCGGUUAUACAGGAAAAAGCCAAAGUUGUGGGAUCCCAAUAUCAUGGCGUGGAAAGCUAUGCUGGGUUCUUAACAGUGAAUCCCAGUUUUAACUCGAACAUGUUCUUCUGGUACUUCCCAGCUGAAAAUGAUUCUGCUUAUGCUCCUGUAGUUUUGUGGCUCCAAGGUGGUCCCGGUGCCUCAUCCUUAUUCGGCCUGUUCACGGAGAAUGGUCCAUUCGAGUUUGAUGAACAUGGCAAAUUGCAGAAACGCAACUACACCUGGAGUAGAACCCACAACUUGAUAUUCAUUGAUAAUCCUGUGGGAACGGGUUUUUCAUUUACCGACCGUGACGAGGGUUAUGCUAAAAAUGAAAAAGAUGUGGGUCACAAUCUACACGAAGCCAUGCAACAAUUGUAUGAACUAUUCGAGUGGAGUCAAGAUUCCGGAUUUUGGAUAACAGGAGAAUCGUAUGCUGGAAAAUACGUACCCGCAUUGGCCUAUCACAUUCAUAAGGUUCAAAACUCCAUUGAUACCCGUGUUCACAUACCGCUGAAGGGUGUAGCAAUUGGCAAUGGUCUUUCCGAUCCGAUUCAUCAACUCAAAUAUGGUGAUUAUUUGUAUCAACUUGGCUUAAUCGAUGACCAUGGAUUGAAAGAAUUCCAUAAAGCCGAGGCGGCUGGAGUUAAAUGUAUUGAAAAACACGAUAUGGAUUGUGCUUUUGACAUCUUUGAUAAUCUUCUGAACGGCGAUAUGGUCAAUGGCUCGUUAUUCAGCAAUCUGACCGGCUUUAAUUACUACUAUAACUAUUUGCAUACAAAGGGUGAUAAUUACGGUCAAAUCAUGGGUGAUUUUAUACAAUCAAGCACCACAAGACGUUCCAUACAUGUCGGCAAUUUGACAUUCCACGAUUUGGAUACCCAAAACAAAGUGGAAUUGUUCUUGAAACGUGAUGUCAUGGACACAGUAGCACCUUGGAUUGCAGAGCUUUUAAAUUAUUACACCGUUUGUAUUUAUAACGGACAGUUGGAUAUCAUUGUGGCAUAUCCAUUGACUCGUAACUAUUUAAAUCAUUUGAAAUUCAAAGACGCCGAUCUGUACAAAGUGGCGAAGCGUGAAAUAUGGCGUGUUGAUGAUGAAAUUGCCGGUUAUGUUAAACAUGCCGGACAUUUGGUUGAGAUCAUGGUACGCAAUGCAGGACAUAUGGCACCGACCGACCAACCCAAAUGGUUAUUCUGGAUGAUUGAUCAUUUAACUCAUUACAAGAAGAUUGCAUAAAUUGUAUGUAA